Plasmodium cynomolgi strain B is the source of this 2760-nucleotide messenger RNA. Its product is annotated as ABC transporter. The record is from RefSeq and is a predicted model, not a curated record. Gene Ontology annotation, biological process: ubiquinone biosynthetic process. Lineage: Eukaryota; Apicomplexa; Aconoidasida; Haemosporida; Plasmodiidae. The transcript has a single exon. Gene Ontology annotation, molecular function: kinase activity. The annotation marks the transcript as partial.
AAGGUGUUACAUGAGCAAUAGCGAAAUAAGUAAAUUUAAAAUCAGAAAAAGUAGCCGUGAGCAUGGCCCAGAGGAAUUGAAGAAGCCCAGUAAGGUGGGGAACGAAGUGAGGGGAAAACACAUCUGUAGUGAUUUAACAACCCCAUUCGAAAUAUACAAAUGGUCGCACAUUCUGAACACGAAAAAUGAGAGGUUAAUAGAUGACGUAAUAAGGCAAAUGGAAGGAAAAAAAAAAAAAAAAACAGAAAAAAAUAGCCCACAUAGGAAUACUACUAUCAGUACCAGCAAGAAGGUUACUCUGAAUAUACAUCGUAGCGAUAGCAUAGGCGCCUCGCUGGACUUACACAGAGCUGCCCAUCGCUAUCACAUUGUAAUAAAUGACAAGGAAAAUGACAUAUAUGUGGAAAACGAAAUAAGUACCUUUUUUUCCAACAUGAUAAACACCCUGGAAGAUCGUUUGUAUAAUAACCCAGCGGCGAUGAGGUUGCUAAAAAGGGCAAGGGAAAACGAGUCGCACAUAUUUUACUACCUCUAUAAUAAUUUCAAAAUUGUACGUGUGUUACCAUAUAAGUGUUUUUGGCGCUAUGAAUAUGCUGAGGACAUUUUCCCCGCAGAUCAUACGCAAAAUGAGGAAGGACAGGAUAAUGAGUAUUUGUUCAAAAACAUAGAUUUAAAUAAACUGGACUUAUUGCUCAGGGGGGAAGAAGACAUGCUAAGUGGCGCGCAAAAAAAAAGGAGUAGCAAAUUAGAGGGCAAAUGUAAUGGUGAUGAAAGGGAAUAUCUGAAUGAACAGCAGGGAGGUGGCAAUCACAAAUUAAAAUUUGUCAAUCGGGAAGAAGGGGUCUUACGUAAGAAAGAAAGGUACCACGGGGUAGGAACGAAUGAUACCUCGCUUGGCCAAAUUGAGAUAGAAAAGCCAAGUGGCCACAAGGCAGUUACUAACGAUGUGUACACACAAAGUGGCUACCAUUUUUUGACAGUCCCGUUUGGGAAUAAACCUCCAGAUAACUCUCCCUGGAUAAACACAAAAAGGUUUCUCUCCUCCGUUGACACAUCGAAUAAUGCUAACACUUUACACAAAAUGAGAUCCCAAAUUUUUCACCGUGCUGAAAAAUUAGAAGAUAUCGAUAUUGCGAGCCAAGGUGAUGGCAUAAAAAGGGACAAUGGGGGAAGCACCGCCAAAAGUGACAUUUUGAAGGGAGGUGUGGGUAAUACUAGCUCAUGCACUGGCGCAGAGGCGAAAAAAGAUAUACAUAUACAUAUAGAGGGGGAAGAACGAAAUGAUGUGGAAAACGUAAUUCAAGGGAACAUGGUGGAUGAGCAUGACUUCAAGUACGACAUUGACGUUUUAAAUAACAAAAUAAUAUGCAUGGAUAAAUCCGAAAGGACAAAUUUUAGAAUCAGCAAAGUACCCGUGUCUCCGCUCAGUAGGGCCACCGUUUUUGGAAAGGUUCUGUUGGAUAUUGCGAGGAAUAGUAGCGUGGAGUACAUUAAAAAUAGGUUGGCCAACGGGUUUGGAGGAGGCGAUGCUGCAAAUAGCGGUAGUAGUAGCACAAUCGUGAGCGAGAAGAACGCGGAAAUUCUGGCAAACGGGUUGAGCAAAAUGAGAGGAGUAGUCCUAAAGCUGGGCCAAAUGAUCAGCCUGCAAGAUGAGCAUCUGUCGCCCAUUUUGGGGAAGGCCCUAAAACUGGUGUGCAAUUCAGCGGAUGUAAUGCCCAUAAGCCAAUUAAAAAGUGUUCUAAAAAAAGAGUUGGGGAAGGACUAUGAAAAAAAAUUCGAUUCGUUUGAUUAUGUCCCUUUUGCAAGUGCAUCCAUAGGACAGGUCCAUAAAGCAAAAAUAAAUAAUAAAAAAGUGGCAGUGAAAAUUCAGUACCCAGGUGUGUACGAGUCCAUCGAUAGUGACAUGAAAAAUCUGCUACUUAUUAAUCAGUAUACCAAUUUGAUACUAAAAAAUCUAUAUAUUGAAAAUGUGUGUAGAGAAAUUAAGAAGGAAUUAAAAUGUGAGUGUGAUUAUAUUAACGAAGCAAAAUAUUAUGUCCUUUUUAAAAAUAUUUUUAAGAAUAGCAAAUAUUUUUAUGUACCUUCUGUGUACACUGAGUAUGUGACGAAACACGUGUUGGUAACUUCCUACGUGGAAGGCAUAGCCCUAGAUGAAGUCGCAGAGAGGUUCCCACAAGCCAUUCGGGAUUCCAUAGGCCAAAGAAUUCUUUAUCUCUGUUUACACGAAUUGUUUGUCUUUAAAAUUAUGAACACGGAUCCUAAUUUGGGCAAUUUUUUAUACGAUCAAGAAAGGGACAAGUUAUGCUUAAUCGAUUUCGGGGCCACCAGAUUUUACAAAAAUGAGUUUGUUGAUAAUUAUUUAAGACUUGUGAAAGCAUCCGUGGAGGAAGACGAAUCUAAAAUUUAUCACUAUUCCUAUGAGCUUAACUUUUUUGUAGGUAAAGAAAUUGAAGAAAUGAAAAAUUCGCACAUCAAAUCGGUGAUUCUGGUGGGAGAACCCUUCAAAUCUCCAGUGUACGAUUUUGCCAAUAAUGAUAUUGCUAAGCAGAUAUAUAAGCUGUUGCCCAAGAUUAUUUACAAUAGGUUGGUACCCCCCCGGUCCGAAAUUUACACACUGCAUAGAAAAUUAUCUGGCUCCUUCUUAAUUUGCAUGAAACUGAAGGCAAAGGUGGAGGCCGCGCAUAUCUUUAACACCAUUUAUGACAAUUAUAAGUUCACAACGGAGGAUACCUAUUUGCGGAAUAGACUGAGGACAUGCUA